Molecule: messenger RNA, 288 nt
Organism: Racocetra fulgida
Lineage: Eukaryota; Fungi; Glomeromycota; Glomeromycetes; Diversisporales; Gigasporaceae
Source: the annotation of a GenBank genome assembly
AAAGUAGAUAAACAGAACAAUAUAACCCAAGCUCUUUUUGACUAUGUAGUAGGAAAAGCUGAAGCACCAGUUGCUUCAACAUCUAGAACUUCUGAAACUUCUAAGACAUCUAACCUACCUGAGCCAAAAAUUGUUGAGCUGUCUCAAAAGGACCAGCUUGAAACUAGCAAGCUUUCUGAACCUAUUGAGCUUAUAAGUAAAGUGGUGCCUGAUACGUCUUCUAAAGAAACUGUUUCUUUCAAGCCUAUCAAUGAAGUAUCAUCUGCCAUACUUAUAAGCAGGGCCUAG